This is a messenger RNA of Fonsecaea multimorphosa CBS 102226, 1605 nucleotides long. RefSeq lists its product as uncharacterized. The record is from RefSeq and is a predicted model, not a curated record. Gene Ontology annotation, molecular function: transmembrane transporter activity. Bases 1 to 1605 code for a protein of 534 amino acids. The transcript has a single exon. NCBI's taxonomy places the organism in Eukaryota, Fungi, Ascomycota, Eurotiomycetes, Chaetothyriales, Herpotrichiellaceae. Gene Ontology annotation, biological process: transmembrane transport.
AUGGCGGCCAAGUCGCCAGAUCCUGUUGCUUUCCACGACAAGGAUCUCGAACGCGACGAAGCGAACAUCUCCAGCCAUUCCGCCUCCCUCUCCGAGAAAGCACAAGAAGAACACAGCCAGAGCGCGCUCGAUCCCGAUGUAGAACAUGGCAUUCCGGUUAUCGACACGACGCAGGAUGCAGACGAGAAGGUACCGCCCGUCACAACCGUUGACCACGAUCCAAAUAUCGUCGAUUGGGAUGGGCCAAAUGAUCCGGAGAAAGCCAUGAACUGGACCGACAGGAAGAAAUGGUCCAACGUGGCCAUCAUCUCCAGCGUCACCUUCCUGACACCGCUGGCUUCAUCUAUGGUCGCCCCAGCCACACCCUUGAUCAUGAAAGAGUUCCAUUCAUCCAACGAGACGAUUGCCAGUUUCAUCGUCUCCAUUUACAUCCUGGGCUACGCGCUGGGCCCUCUAUUCCUUGCCCCUGCCAGCGAAAUAUGGGGUCGACUCCCCCUCUAUCAUGCAUGCAACCUUAUGUUCGUUAUCUGGACUAUGGCUUGUGCUUUGGCACCAGGCAUAGGGUCCUUGUUGGUGUUCCGUCUCCUGGCAGGAAUCGCCGGAAGUUGCCCGCUCACCAUCGGCGGUGGCUCUAUUGCAGAUCUCAUUGUCCAAGAGAAAAGGGGUGGCGCAAUGGCCCUGUUUGCGCUGGGACCACUGAUGGGCCCUGUCAUCGGCCCGGUGGCAGGUGGGUAUCUGGGACAAGGCGCAGGCUGGCGCUGGAUCUUUUGGCUCAUCACGAUUGCUGGUGGUGUCGCGUUGGGUUUCUCGGCCAUCUUCAUGCGUGAGACUUUCGAACCAGUUCUCCUCGAGCGGCGGGCAAAGCGACUUCGAAAGGAGACGGGUAAUCCCAAUCUUCGCUCUAAGCUCGACCAGGGCAUCCCCAUGCGCGACUUCUUCAUCCGUGCUCUUGUUCGACCUACCAAAAUGCUCCUCUUCUCCCCGAUCGUCCUCUUGCUGUCUAUCUACAUGGCGGUGGUCUACGGCUACCUCUACCUACUUUUCACCACGCUCACCAUUGUCUUCGAGGGGCAAUAUCAUUUCAGCCAGGGCGCAGUUGGGCUGAGUUUCCUCGGCAUUGGAAUUGGUUCCAUGACUGGUCUAGUCAUUUUUGGAGCGCUGUCGGACAAAGUCGUCAAGAAGUUGUCGGCACAGGGUGAAAUGAAACCAGAGUACAGGCUCCCGCCUCUCCUUCCUGGCAGUCUGUUCAUCCCAAUUGGCUUGUUCUGGUACGGAUGGUCUGCGGACAAGGCCAUCCACUGGAUCAUGCCCAUCAUCGGCACUCUCUGGGUUGGCCUGGGCUUGCUUGCAACGUUCAUGCCGAUUCAGACGUAUCUCGUCGACGCAUACCACAUUCAUGCUGCCUCGGCGAUCGCUGCCAACACAGUUCUGAGGAGUUUAAUGGGUGCUUUCCUCCCACUGGCAGGGCCCGAUAUGUAUGUGGCCCUAGGCCUUGGGUGGGGUAAUUCUCUGCUUGCGUUUAUUGCGCUCGCCAUGGCACCGAUGAGUUGGGUCUUCUUUAAGCAUGGCGAGAUGAUUCGGAAGAAAUACCCAGUCAAAUUGUGA